Annulohypoxylon truncatum is the source of this 1093-nucleotide messenger RNA. RefSeq lists its product as uncharacterized. NCBI's taxonomy places the organism in Eukaryota, Fungi, Ascomycota, Sordariomycetes, Xylariales, Hypoxylaceae. The transcript is spliced from 3 exons. The record is from RefSeq and is a predicted model, not a curated record. Bases 278 to 484 code for a protein of 68 amino acids.
UAUGCUGAUUAACUGGAUGACUAAGCGUGUUAGAUGGUCUAUGCGCAAAGAGAGCCUAUGACCUUAUGCGCUUAUUGGUAUGGUUAAUCAGGAAUUAUGAGGUCAUCAAGGUAGAGGUAGAUAUCAUUAUGACAACAACCAUUCUGACAUCUCUCUUACAAAGUCUAUCCAUGGAUGUUUCGUUGUUGUUGAUAUAUUCUUUCUCCUUAACCCCUCGCCAUUCAUACUUCGAUAACUCAACAUUCAAAGAUACCUAGGUAGAUAACAACGACUCAAAAUGACCGAAGAAGCAAAGCAGAAGUUUAUGAGCGGCGUCGAAAAGACCCGAGCCCCUGCUGAUGACAAAUCUGCACAAACUGCCCCCAAGGUACAACCGACUUCAGGGGGGGACAACCCGAAGGCCGGCGGAUCAUCUUUCAGGUCAAUCGCCAAAGGCGACACAAAUUCGUCUAAUUAUGUUCCUGCUAAAGGGCCAUCAACUUGAGGCUAUGUCCGCAUAUCGUCAACAGUAUCGCCUCGGAUCGGAAUUCUAACGCUUCAACAACGGAUAGAUCGGGAACCUACACAGGCUGGCAGUGACACGGAAUAGAGGUACACGUCUACCCUGAUUAAUUACAUGAGAUAAACCAUAUCGCAAUUUCUGUCUCUCAAAGUUUUGUUAAUCGUCUGUAUUGCAUGUGUCAUCAAAUAAAAUUCGCGGCAAAUUGCCGUAGAAAACAUAGCGCCACAGAACAUCAAUGCCAACAAGCGGAUACCAAUCAAACCCAAUGCCAAUCUCGUGCAGGGAACUCGGGCCGGAAUCUCUUAUGACUCUUCUAAGAAUCUCGAUCAUGGCUAAUAGCUAGGUCAUCUGAAUGUGUUGCCAGGUCUCCUUCAUGGGAAUACCUUCACAUCUCCGACGAAAAUGUGGGAGAUUUCUAGCCUCAUAACCAUAAAACUCACCUCAUCCCAACGGAUUGAUAGAUACAAUGCUGGAAUAGUAUACCAUUGGCGGCAGGAUCGCGGCGCCUUUUCGGAAUCAUAACAUACGGAUCGCUAGAAACAUCAUUGGUUUAUAUCAUGAAAGACACCAUUGCCAGUAUUUGGAAUUAUC